This is a messenger RNA of Galendromus occidentalis (western predatory mite), 1222 nucleotides long. RefSeq names its product B-cell receptor-associated protein 31. NCBI's taxonomy places the organism in Eukaryota, Metazoa, Arthropoda, Arachnida, Mesostigmata, Phytoseiidae. The record is from RefSeq and is a predicted model, not a curated record. The transcript has 3 exons. Bases 183 to 833 code for a protein of 216 amino acids. Gene Ontology annotation, cellular component: endoplasmic reticulum membrane; endoplasmic reticulum. Gene Ontology annotation, biological process: intracellular protein transport; endoplasmic reticulum to Golgi vesicle-mediated transport.
CCAGAGCGCGGAUAUCUGGGAUUCGCAGAAAAUUUGAAACUCACCGGUCGGCACGGUCGCUGUAAUGAAUGGAGACGUGUGUUCUGCUCACUUGAGACAUCCGACUUUUAAGCUAUCGUCCAGAUUUUGCUUCACUUCCGACAAGAGCUCCGCUGCGACGACACGCUUCACGAUCAGGGAAAAUGAGUAUCCAAUGGACAUUGAUCGCGGCCUUCCUCUACGGGGAAAUCGCCGUCGUCUUGCUCCUGAUAAUACCCUUCAUCUCGCCGAAGAUGUGGAACUAUUUCUUCAAAUCUCGGUUUUUACGGAGUCUCGCGGCCCAAUCCAACACUUAUUUUACGGUCAUCAUAGGGAUACUUACCCUCUUCUUCAUAGACUCGCUCCGGGAGAUGGCGAGAUACUCGUCGCUCCGUCACCACGAGAUCGAACAUUCUCACCUCGAUGCUGAGAUGCAACAAUCGAUGAAAAUGUUCAGAGCUCAGCGAAAUUUCUACAUCGCUGGUUUCGCUCUCUUCCUGUGGAUGGUGAUCCGUCGCCUGGUGACUCUGAUCAGUUUCCAAGCAAACCUGAUGGCGUCGAAUGAAGCCACCCUAAAACAGGCUCAGAACGCGGCCGCAGCCGCCUCUCGUGCCAUGGACGGUGGUACGAAUUCCUCCAAUGAGAUCAAGGAGCUCGAAGAGCAACUCGAGAAGCAGAGCAAGGAGCUUGCGAAGGCAAUUAAGGACCGCGACGCCAUGAAGACCCAGUCAGAGAAUUUGGCGAAACAAUAUGACGACCUCUGCAAUUUACAUGCUAAGUGCGCUGACGCUUCCGGCUCGCGCAAAGACGACUAGGAGAGCAGCCGUUCGGUGUGCAAGUGGUCCGACUCACCGCAAGUGCGCGGAACUCGGGAGUCAUUCAGUGCGUUUGCGAGAUCGACGGGUCGAUACCUAGAUCAGAGAGUAUAUCAAUGUAAAGUAUCAUGAAUCGACCGGGUUAUCGAUGACUGACCAGUCAAAGCCUCGCGGGUCGGAUUGGAUUAAUUCCCCGUCUAUCCGCGUCUGUUAUGGAGGAGCCUAUUCUUAAUAUAAAUGUGUGUUACCAUGGUUCGUACCAACAACUUAUGCCUUGUGAUCCGUUGACGCGUGAUUUUCGUCCUUUUGCUACUCAGAGUGGGAAUCGAUCCGGAUGCUCAUGUGAAUCCGAGAGAUGAGAUGCGGUCGAAUAAAAUAAUGUUCCUCGA